Messenger RNA from Microcebus murinus (gray mouse lemur), 363 nucleotides. The record is from RefSeq and is a predicted model, not a curated record. NCBI's taxonomy places the organism in Eukaryota, Metazoa, Chordata, Mammalia, Primates, Cheirogaleidae.
AUGGCAGCCCACCUCACAGAGGGCAGCCCCAAUUCCAGCGGGACCACGCAGACGCUGGAUUCUUCUCCAGUGGCUUGCACUGAAACGGUGACUGUCACUGAAGUGGUGGAAGGAGAGGAGUGGGGCUCCUUCUACUACUCCUUUAAGACUGAGCAGUUGAUAACUCUGUGGGUCCUCUUUGUUUUCACCAUUGUUGGAAACUCUGUCGUGCUGUUCUCCACAUGGAGGAGGAAGAGGAAGUCAAGAAUGACCUUCUUUGUGACUCAGCUGGCCAUCACAGAUGAUGAUAAUGAAGCUCAGAGAGGGUUAAGUAGCCUGCCACACUCUUCCAGCUGAAUUAUAACCAGCUUGAUCUGCCUUCUG